This is a messenger RNA of Cinara cedri, 9534 nucleotides long. Lineage: Eukaryota; Metazoa; Arthropoda; Insecta; Hemiptera; Aphididae. The record is from the annotation of a GenBank genome assembly.
GUCGUAGUGUUAUUCACGAGUUACGCGCCGUUGUGUUCCGUAGCGUACUGCUGGUUUUUCCCGCGGCACGUCCUUAACGCACAGAAUAACACAAUAAUAUUAUCGUCUUACUACACGUCUGGCCGAUUUUGCGCGCGCUAUCGUUAGCACCUAUUGUUUUUGCAGCAUAUUUCCGAGCGUACCUUGUUGUUGGGGUAUUUGCCUGUUUCUUUUUUCUUUUUCAUUUAUUUCUCAGUUUCUUUCCGAAUCUCGUAUCCCUCGUCACUCGGGGGAAAACCGCGAUUUUUCGAAUUCGUUCACAUUUUUCCCUUUCGACGCACCCUCACGGGAAUCCGUCGACUUCUCUUCCUCUUUGCGUGGACAUCUCAUUAAACGGGGACAACGUUUCACGCGGAAACCCGGUGAACGGAAACCCCGAUCAUCACCGUCGUUGACAUUGUAUGAUGUUGGCCCGGCGCCGCAGACGCCGAUACCGACGAGACAACUCUACGAUUACGGCCAUCAGGAAGAGCGCGAGUGGGAAGACUAUUACAAUCGGUGGAGCAGCAGCAGCAGCUACAGCGCUACAGAGAACGAGUACCGGACAAGGACAGAGGACUACGUCGGUACGCGGACACAAUGACGACAACUGUCGGGCUCCUGUCGCCACUGUUGCCGCCGUCGGCGGUCACGCCGGCCGUUGCCGAGGAACACCAGCAACAGGAUUAUUAUUACGUGCCCCAGCCGCAGCCGACGCGCGUCGUUCGCAUGAAGAUGUGGAAUGACGAGGACGACGACGACGAAGACAACAGUUACGGCGCCGAGGACAACUCGACGGUGAGAAUCGUUAAUAUUUUCGGUUAUUUAUUUUAUUUUUUCCACCGAUUAUUCACCUCUAGAAGUAAUAUUGUUUAUUUGAUCAUUGGGGGGGCGGGGGCUGCAAAGGUGUCUCGAACCGCGCGUAACGUUGUUAGUCAAUACCGCCUUUUAGUUGUUCAUUGUUUUUUUUUUCUACUACGACACCCGGGAUCGUGUAUUAUUUAAACGCGCAUUUACCAGAGAGUCGUACGUACGGGAUUAACCGAAAUGACGUUCGGUCGGGGAGAUACUGUUACGGGGGCGCGCGCGCGUGUACGAAGAAUACGUUACGACGAGCGUACGAAACCCGUGGCGAUUCAAAGUUCCCGCCAACUGCCGCGCCGCCGCCGCCGCCGACGCCGCCGCCAGGCGGUUGACAACGGUCCGUGCCGUAGACAUGUGCGCGGGACGACACGAAAUAUCGUGUAGUAUCGGUUCUUCCGUUAUCGUUUUGUCUACCGCGCAUUUUUAUUCAACAAAAAUUUAAAAAAACAAAAAAAAUCAUGCUAUUCCAGUAUAUUAUAAUGACGAUGCCAGUAAUAAUAUAACGACGAAUACGUUUUCGUCUACACGUAUUGUUGUACUACUAUGACAACGGGGACGGUCAUAGUUGGUUUGUAAUUGUUAUAUUUUUCUCGUUUUUCCACCUAUUUACUAUUACUUGCCGUUUUUUUUAAUUUUUAAUUUUUUUUUUUUAACACCUAUUAUAUAUUAUUACGAUACUUACAUACAUACAGAAAAUUAACAAUUUUCCGAUAUUUCUUUUAAUGCGUAUAUAAAAAAAAAAAAGUGUGUCACGUAUUAAGAGAUAUCCGAAUCAAUAGGUACCUAUAUCGAUUAACCACUCGAAAACGGUUUUUUUUUUUUUAUAAAUAAUUUAAUUUAAUUUUACAAGUACACCCGUAGGUAUAAUAAUAAUAUCAACGAAAAUAAUAUAUCGCGAUCGUGGAAACGUCGCUGAAAGAAAAAAAAAAAAAAAACAUCCGCGGUAUUUUAGAUCGCGCGAUUACCCGGCGGGGUAGGUACGUACCCCGUACGUAACGCGGGUUGGUCGUCGAGUAUUUCGUAAUGAUAUCUCCUCGAUCGUGAUUUUUUUUUUUCCUGUCGUUUUCCUUCCCCGAGCGACGACGUUACCCCGCGGGCGCGACGCAUUAAUAAACCCGUCGGUCGGCCCCGGAAAAUACCCCAACCCAAAAGGGUGGGGGUGGCGGAUAGUAAUUGUUUUCUCGUUUUCCCGAACGCUUCGGGGAGGGGAGGGGGAGGGUGAGAGGUUGCCCCUCGCGAAUAAAAUAUCGGUAGUAUGCGCAGGUACGAGUUUUCGGUUCUUUUUGUAAUUAUUAUUAAUUAUCAGCGGUGGUCGUGGUAGCUGCGGCUGCUGCUGCUGCUGCCGUGUCGGCGGCGGUGUAUUCCGUCCAGCGCAUUAUGAUUUUAUUCCGUAUGAUUUUUGCAAAUAGAAAGCAACGUAUAUUUUUAUUGUUGUUGUUGUUGUUGUAUAUGCGCGUAUAGGUAGGUUGGUACCGGCGGCGGCUGUUAGCGGAAGAACUAUGCGGAGAAAGUGUGUUAACAACACACGGAGCAACAGCCGCCGCGUAACGAAUAAUAUAAUAGCGGACUUUGGCGAGCGAGAGAGAGAGAGAGAGAGAGAGAGCGAGCGAGCGAGUGAGUGAGUGAGUGAGUGAGCGAGCGAGAGAGAGUGAGAGAGACGGCGACAGUGGCAGAGAGAAAGAGACUCGAAGCGAAAUCGCCAUAGUCGAACGAAUAACAUAAUAGUAAUAAUAAUAUUUUUUUUUUCUUUCUUUCAUUCCGUCCCCGUAAUAGUUUCGGCAACGUUUCGUGCCCGUGCCCAACCUAACCUACCUGCAGCGGUUUUUUUACUCGCCUAUUAUUAUUUUCGCGGUUCGUGUCGACGACGGCGGGGCCCGACGACGGCGGCGGCGGCGACCACCGUCGUGUCCGUACCCCGACCACUUGUUACGGACGGUCGCGCCACUACGGUUUCGGUGGGGGGGGGUCAGAGGGGAAAGAGGGUGAGUAGAGAAAUGAUAAUAAUAAUUAUUUUGUAUUUUCGACGGUGUAAUUUCACGUUUUGUGUAAUACGUCAAAUGGGCACAUACUUGUAUUUAUGUAUCGAUCACACAAUCCCACACGGGAGGUACGAGCGCAGCGAAAUAAUAAUUUGUCGUCGACGAACCAACGGCGUCGUUGUUCCUCCCGACGAGUGUAGGUGGGUUAGAGGGUAAUGCGAUGACGACGCGAAACCGGUACGACAUUAACCCCUAUUCCACUCGUACGUCCGUUAAGCGCGCAUCGUCAACCCUCUUUCCCGAUGCUGCCGCCACCGAUCGGGGCGAGCCGACGAAAAACGUCCGUCGAAUAUUCCGCGAUAAAAUAAAAUGAUUUAUUGCUUUUGUUUUGUUUCCCCCCCCCCGUUUCGUCCCUGUUUUCGUUUCGAAAUAAAAAUUCGUUUCGGUCCGGACAACGAGAUCUCUUUCGAAUUUGUGCGAUUCGGAAAUACACGAUAUCUGACAUCGGUGUACGUACCUGCGAUCUAGUCCCGUGUGGAAAAUAAAAUUCGUUUCGUUCCACGUACGUGCGCUUCAACGCCAUCUAUACGAGGUGUACAACGAUCGUUUCUUUACAGACGACCGGUAACUAGGUGGCGCUGCUGGUAUGCCACGGAGCGACACGGACGGGCCCAUAAUAUUAUAAUAAUAUUAUACGCAUAACAACGCCGUCAACUUAAAAUAAAUAUAUCUAGUCGCAUUUUUAAAUUGUAUUAUUACUAUAAUUUUUUUUUAAAGUUAUUUUUAUUUUCGUUCGGUGUUUAUUUAUACAUAAUAAUCUUAGUAUCGCGUUAUGAGUAUCGGUGAUUAUUAUAUGAAUGGAAAGUCCGGUAUCAGAUAACUUCAAAGAAACUCUGCAAUAAUACGACGCUCGUGCGAAAACCAUGUAAGAAUUUUUUUCCCCCCCUAAACGCGGCUAGUUUGUUUUAUUUAUAAUAUAUUACGGCUUAAAAUUAUUAUCUAUUUUAAAUAUUUUAAUUUAUUUGUCAUUGAUUAAUAUUUCAUUUUCGUUAUGAGUUCGGUAAAGUUGAUUAUAAUAAUUAUGUGCAUUCACAUUACCUACGAUCAUAUUUUAAAAAGAUUAUAAUAAAUAAAAUGUUACAAAUUAUGCAAUUUUUCGUAAUCGGUUACAUUAUCCAAACUUCAAGUAAAUUUUUAAAAUUGAAGCGAAAUGGUGAGCCACCUCUUUUCUCACAUUUCUGUUGUGAGCUUUACUAUAUUGUGUUACCGAAACAUCGUUUACCAGGCCAUUGAAUUUGGUAGAAUAGGGAAUGUGUUCUAUUUCAGAAGAGAUUUAUAUCGUCAGUAAUAUUCUUAGAUACUUGAAAAACAAAUGUAUAGAAAUAUUUUUUAUUAAGUUUUUAUGUCAUUCCCGAACGUUUUUUUUUUUGAAAAUAACCAAUCAUCAUCAAUCAAUAUCCAGAAGUUCUAAUAAUUGUGUACAUUGAAUAUCAUUUUGUAGGCACAUUGCAUUGUUAAAAUGUCAAAAAUGUUUUUUAUUUUUCUUUGCCAGUAGUUAUUAAAGUAGGACGUGUAUUUUUAUCGUAAAGUCCUAAAAAUAAAAUUUAAAUUAUCUGUAUGUAGGUAGUUUUCCCUCUCUUGAUUUUAUUAUUUUACUAAGAACGCGUUAAUAAAGCAUGGUUAAGUGUAUCGACUAGAAGAUUUUUAGUUUUAAUGUAAUAGCAGGAAAUAAUUAGAUAGAGAAUUUGUAUGCAAUUGCAUAUUAUUUACUUGUUAUUCUAAAUAAUUGUACAAUAUGUUAAGUAAACACGAAAUUCGUUGCGUGAUAUUGUGAUUCAAAAUACGAAAUUUGAAUUUAAUGUUUAAAAGAAUAAAAAUUGGUUGUUAUAGAGUACUUAUAUUUUCUAAUUUUUUUUAACAGCGUAUUUUGGUAAACAUUUUUUCGUAAAAUUCUGAGUGAAAUAUGUUUAAAGGUUUCACUUUGUAAUCGAUUAAACCCGUAUUGGACGUUUUGUUUACUGGUUUUUUGUAGAAACGUAGAACCGAGGAUAAAUUGAGAUUAUCCGAACAUACUGGGACCGCGCCUAUGUACCCAUGUACCUUCGGAUACUGGAAAUUGUUUAAAGAUAUACAAUUAUAUAUUAUAUAUUAUUAUGUAUUAAAUAUUUAUUAUUUUUGUAUUAGAAUUACAUUAUGUAUUUAGAAAUGUAUAAUCACAAAGUAGGUAAAUAGGAACAUCGUAUGUUUAUAUUUUUUUGACGAAAUUUUUUCAACGCGUAUUGGCGUUUGAUAAUCACAUCGUGUCUCGAUUAUCUACUAACGGUUAACACACGUGCAUACAUAAUAUAUUAUGUAUGAUGUAUGUUUAUAUAUGCAUGUACUAAUAAUAAAUUGUGACAAUUAUAAAAUCGGUUAGGCCAGGCCGCGGGUGUUCGAGUGCUUCAACAAGUUUUGACGUUCGGAUAACAGAGCGUCCGGACGCUAAUAUUGUAGUUUGGAUAAUAGAGGGGUUCAUGUAACGGAGGUUCGGAUAAUCGAGAUUCGAGAUUCUUCGGUAUUAUACAAAUCCGCGUUCUAAACUGAAAAUAAAUCACAGUAUUAAUUUUACUGGUGCAAUAAAAUAAUUGUAGGUACCCGUUAUUAUACAUUUUGUUUGUUGAUUUAUUUUAAUAGUUUAAAUAAUUAAUACUAGACCUUAAAUUUUAAGUACUAGUUGACUUUGUAUUGAAAUGUUACUACGGCACUAGUAUGAUAGAAAAUAUGUAUGAGGUAUGGGUAAAAAAGUUAAAACUGUUAAAAAAAUCUAAAAUGGUUCUAUAAUGAUUUAAAACAAACAAAACUAAAAUUCACCUAAAAUCCUCCUAGGUAAUUACUGCUUCAUUAUAAAAGAGCCACACUGUAUAUUUUAAAAACUAGUUUUAUGCCCGUCAUAUUAUGAUAGGUUAUAGUGGUUAUUGAAAUGUUUAAAACGACUAUUACUCAAUCCAAUUGUGACAAAUUCAUUGUAAAAAAUUUAUUCCAUAAAAGAUAUUGAUAAAUUAUAAAGAAUAACGAUAGGUAACUAUAGUGAAAUCGAAUUGAAUAAUUUUAUUAAUAUACCUAUUAAUGAUUUAAAUAAUCAAAUCGAAGUUUUAAUUAUUAUGUAACUAUAAUAGGUACCAAUAACUUUAGGCAAAGUUUACAAUCUAGAAAUAUUUCAUUUUUAUUUCGUUUCAAUUUUGUGCACAUAUUCUGUACUAAAUUUUCUACCUAUUUAUCAUUAUUAUUACAUAGUUUAAUCAAUUAGUUCAUUAAUUUUUUUUUUUUUUUUUUGUCAGCAGAAUAGCUUUCUGUUACUGAACAACAUGGGUAUUCAUGUUCCUUCUAUGACAACAGCGAACACAAGUAUGUCACAUGAAACUGGCAGUGAAUCAAGCGCUUGUAAAAGAAGAUUAUCUUCUUCAUUAGAUGAUCAUAUUCCCAAAAUAGCCAGACGUAUGAUCAAUAAUGAAGAUCUAUUACAAAAUGAACUUAUCGUUGAACAAUUGGACACAGCAUCUCGACUAGAUGAUGAGAUUGCAACCUCAUCAAUUGUAGCAGCCAUAGCAGCUGUAACUGAAGAUUCAGAUUGCAGUCUUGAGGACGAUGAUGAUGAAGAUGACGACGACGACGAUGACGAUGACGACGAUGACGACGAUGAUGAUGAUGAUGAUGAUGAAGACGAUAAUGACCAAUAUCUACCAGCUGGUAGUUUGUCCCCUUUAUCCACUAUGUCCUCAUCAAAUGGUAGCAGUGUAACAAAUUCUUCAAACUCAUCAUCUUUAUCAAAUUUAUCAUCAUCUCAACAUCAUACUCAGAACCAUUGGACCCAAAAUCAUCAACAACAACAAACUAUUAAAUGUGACACAAAUGGAAAGUGUUAUUUGGAUUUGGGUAGUGGUGGUAGUUGUAUAACUACAAUUCAACAGAGAACUAACAAUGAACCAGAGUGCUGUGAAUUGGGUCUUUGUGUACCAUCCACACAAUGUUACAGACGACGAAGAGCUGCAGUUUUUGAUGCUUCAAUGCGAAAAUUAGGAAAAUCAAGUGGAGGUUCUGGAAAUGGCAGUUCUCAACAAAGUUGUGAGACUGGACUACGGAGGUCUGUUCUUAUCUGUAAUACAUUGAGAUUGAUUGAACGUGAAAUGUCACGAGAAGCUGCACAAGCAGCACAAGCUCAACAACGUCGUUGUUGUACCCCAAUUACAUCAUCUGCAUCACAACAUCAUCAACGAAUUGAAGUCUCACAACCACAUAAUCAGAAUAAUAAUAACAAUAUCAAUAGACGAUCUCCAACACCUUACCCUACUGAAUACAGAAAUGGCCGAACAGAGAUGGCUGUUGAACAUAAUAGUAGCAGUAGCAGCAGCAGCAGUAGUAGUACCUCAGAUUCGAUAGAUUCUGGUGUGGAUGAUGAAUACUACUAUGAUGAGGAUGAGGACAUGAAAGAACAUCACCAUAGUCAUGUCCCAGGAAUGACAUCUAAUCUAGAGUUAAAUAAUCAUCAUCUUCAAUAUUAUCAAUUAAAUGGAAGUGUGGAAGAAUGUGAUAAUUAUCUUAUUUCAGACGAUUAUGAGGAGGAUGAUGAUGAGGAAGAUGAAGAAGAUGACAGUUCUAAUUCUCCACUUAUGGAAAAUCAAAUCUAUGAUGGCAGUUAUAAUAAUAAAAGACAUACAGAAUUGACUAUGGGGGGUAGCCAAUGUGACAAUAAUACUUUACCAUUAUUAGGUAAUAGUAAUACAACAACAGUUAUGUCCAUUGACUGGGGUUCAGUAUUAAGUUUGUCUUCAUCAAAUAGUACUAAUUCACAAUCAACUUCAUCGUCAUUAAUGAACAAUGUUGAGGAUCGCCAUGAUAUUUGUAACUCUAAUAUGGAUCGUAAGACACAACAGCACAAACGUAGGAAACGGCACCAUAAAAAUCAUUAUUACCACCAUAAUCAAAUCCAUAAUAAAUACAGACAUCAUCAUUCUCAUCACCAUCAAAGGUCCCAAAAACGUCGAGAACGUGGAAUAUCAGUAUCCAAAACUAAGACAUCCACCAAUUAUUAAGUUUAUCACUAUUCUUGUAAUAAAAAAACUACUUAAUAUCAGCAAUAAUAUGCUCAUUGGAUGUUGGAAACAAAAAUCAGAGCUAUCAGUGUUGUACCAAUAUAAUAAUGAUGUAUAUGAUACCUAGAUGUUUACACAUGUACCUGAUAGAUCACAUUUUUAUAUUGACUUAAUAAUUAUUAUACAUCUUUAAAGCUAAUAUGUCAAUAGCAACCAACAAUUAUGGCUGUGUUAUAUUAUAGCUAAUGGGCAGCUCAAUUAUUAUUAUUUUUUAAUUUUAUUUAAUUUUAAUGUAGGUUAAAUAAUUAUUUUAUUUUUUUUAGUUGAUGUAUAUUUAUGUGGUCAUAUAUAUUUUUUUUCAAAACAUUAACAAAUAUUAACAUUAUUAAAUUCUGCAUCAUGACACUUACAAUUACCUAAUUAAAUGUUUUAUUAUAAAUGCAUAUAUAUAUAUAUGUAUGAAUGUUAAUAUGUCAUAAAAUAUAUUAAGAGACUUGUUACCAUUUAAAAAGUUUUAUACAUAAUAGUAUAUAUAUAUUUAUAUAUAUAUUAUUAAUAUAUGUCCUACAAAUAAUUUCUAUUUUAAAAUGGUGAAAGUAAUGUAAAUUUCAUUACUUCAACAUUUUAAAUAAGUAAAUCUUUUUUUGGGAUAAUCUGUAUAUAUUUAUAUUAUUAUUAUUAAUAUUGUAUCUUAAUACUAGGUUAUACAAAUUAUAUAACGCAUUACAAUCAAUUGUUUUAUAGAAUAAGGAUUCAAGUAAAAGAAGAAAGAAAAAAGGCUUUAUUAGUGUUUUAUUGGAUAGGUACAUUUACUUUGAAACUUUUAUUUUGUUAACGAGAAACUUCAUUAUAUUAACUAAUUUGACCUAUUUUUAUUUAAAAUUGUAAGUAUGUAAAUGUAUCAUUAAAAUCCGUCCGUAGAUAAUGAAAUACAAUGAUAAAAACAGAAUAUUUAACACUGUAACUGAACAAAUUUAAGUAAUUUUAAUUAAUCGUUUAAAUAGUAUCAUUUUUAAAUUGAGAUCUCUUUUUUUCUUUUUGAAACUAUUAUUUUCUAAAUAGAAUAUGUGGUAUUAUGUAUGCAAUCAUUUUAUUUAUUAAGCAUUGUGGUUUUGGUUAAUACUAUACCUAAAUUUAAAGUUGUGUUGUCUACAAAUUCAAUUAUGUACUUAAUAUUUAAAUCACAGUAUUAUUUAUUUCAAUAAAAAAUUAUAUUCUAUGUUAAAAAAAAGCAAUAAUAAAUUGAAUACAUCUAUUUUAAGUUGAUUUUAUUAAUUUGAAUUGUCUUAUUGCACUGAUGUUUGUUAAUAAUAGUAAAAUAUUGUAUUAUAUUAAUAUUGAAGAGCUGCUCAAUGAAUCAAUAUUAGCAACAUUGUUUAUGAAAUUAUGUAAUUAAAAAUAUAUAUUGUAUAAAUUAAAUUAAUUAUAAGUAUAUAUCUUAUAUAAACAUGUAUAAAGUUAAAAAUCAUAAUGUUUGUUUAAUGAACAAAUUAUGUAUAUAUUAUAUGAUAUUGUUGUGGUAAUUUAUUGUUUUACCAUAAUCAAAAAUCGAAAUUAUAAUUAUUUUGUUAAAUAAAGGAUAAUAUAGGUUAUAUAUGUGAAAA